Molecule: messenger RNA, 427 nt
Organism: Diabrotica balteata
Lineage: Eukaryota; Metazoa; Arthropoda; Insecta; Coleoptera; Chrysomelidae
Source: the annotation of a GenBank genome assembly
GCAAUUUCUCAUACUAAACACACAAACAUUAUUUCAGUAUUGUAAAUAAAAGUUAUGAAUUCAUGACUACGUAACAAAAGUUAAAAUAUGAAAAUCAUUUUCUUUUUGUUUUCACUUGCCGUUUUAAGUGCGCAACCAGAAACGACACAAGGACAUUGGCACACAGGAAACUUCAUAGAGCACGAUUGCUUUUUUAUUCCUUACAUACCUCCCUGCUCUGGUACUGCAGUCGAUGGUUUUAUUUGGAAAUGGGAGAUACAGAGCAAAAAAUGUGUACGCGUACAUUCAAAAUUGGGUUGCCCUCCCACCAAUAAUAAUUUUAACAGUUCGAAGGAUUGUGAUUCUAUAGCAAGAAAAGUUUGUAAAAAAGUCAUCUUUAUGGAUGCUCCUAUAUUAAUGAAAGCGUAAUAAAUCCUAAGAGAAACCA